UGACACCAAGAUCAAGUUUAAGACCAUAACAAAGGCACAUGUGGCCGCCCUGCAAAGUGCGUUAAAGGAUCAAAAAGGGUCAAGGGUCACCACGAGAAGCGAGGGACACGUACCACCUAGGGCGUGACCUUCACCAUGGAGGAUGCCACGGAUUUUAACGUUUAUGUCGGCACGGAGACGGGGAUCCUCAAAGGCAUCAAUCUCAACCAGAGGGCAGUGAUACACAAGAACUUCCACAAGAUCCAAGCCUUAGAUCGUCAGCAGGAGAUCACCUCCAUGGCUUGGGGGAACGAACAGGAAAGUGAGGUACUGAUGGGCUUGCGCAACCAGACUGUUAGAGUAUUCGACACAGAUGCUAAAGCUUUUGUGUCGACAAGAACAAUAAAUGUUGGUGAAGGGCCUAUUGUCUCUCUGGGGAGGUUGGAUGGCGUCACCAUCACUGCUAUGAAGUCUGGUCAGGUGACCCUCUGGCAGAGUGAUGGUGCAGUGGAAAUCAAUGCGCUGGGUAAAGGUGAAUUUUUGACAAAGAUGAGGCAGGAUCCAGCAUCUCCUAAUGUGAUUGCUACAGGAGGGAAAGAAGCAGACCUUCAUUUGUGGGAUCUGCAGAGACCUGAGGAAGCAAUAUUCACAGCUAAGAAUGUAAAGCCUGACAUGCUAGAGUUGCGUGUUCCAGUCUGGGUGACAGACAUUGCAUAUCUAGGAGACCAGCGAAGUGUUGCAAUCUCUUCCAGGCACAAGCAUAUUCGCCUCUAUGAUCCCAAGAGACAGAGGAGGCCAACCAUCAGCUUCGAAUGGGAAGACUCGCCCCUUACCUGCAUCAGUGCCGUGUCCUCCACCAUGGGGCAAGUUGUUGUUGGAACAGCUCAUGGCCGCCUAGGGCUGUUUGAUUUGAGAGGACGCAAGCCUGAGGAACCAGUGCAUGCAUACAAGGGAUUUGCAGGGGCUGUGCGAGACCUCUUUGUCCAUCCCAAACAACCCUUCGUCUUCUCAGUCUCUUUGGAUCGCUUUUUGAGAGUUCAUAGCUUAACCUCAAGGAAGCUAGUGUUUAAAGAAUACAUGAAGUCUAGGUUGAAUUGUCUUCUGGUUCGUGAAAACUUGGAUGAAAUGGACUUCAUCACCGCAGCGAUAAACACUACCUCUAAGAGAAAAUUGCCCGCUCCAGAGAGCAAACCAGAGACAAAGACCAAAUUAGUCAAAAGAAACACUGAAAUCACUGAUGCUGAAUGGGAAUCUUUAACAGCGUGAGGACGAGUGUCUGAAACCAUAAUAAUAAUAAUAAUAAUAAUGAUUUAUCUUUGAUUUUCAGAAUUACUAUCUAAUGAGCUGUAUGACUAGAUUCAUAUUUUAUUCCAAGUAUUGAAAAUGCAGCUUUAUAUUCAG
Messenger RNA from Eriocheir sinensis (Chinese mitten crab), 1380 nucleotides. RefSeq names its product WD repeat-containing protein 74-like. Gene Ontology annotation, biological process: ribosomal large subunit biogenesis. Gene Ontology annotation, cellular component: nucleolus; preribosome, large subunit precursor. The record is from RefSeq and is a predicted model, not a curated record. NCBI's taxonomy places the organism in Eukaryota, Metazoa, Arthropoda, Malacostraca, Decapoda, Varunidae. Gene Ontology annotation, molecular function: protein binding. The transcript has 8 exons. Bases 136 to 1245 code for a protein of 369 amino acids.